AUGGCUAGUUUAAGUGGCUUCGAGCUAGCCAGUCUCGAGUCCCUAGACCUCGGUCACGAGCCAUGUCAGCUGACCAGGACUUUGAAGGCCUGCAUGACACGAGAAGACGCCAGCCUGGUGCGGCCAGCAACCAAGACCUCUGGAACACGAACAAGUCCAAAACAGGAUCAGCGAGCUUUCACGCACUCUAUGCAGUAUAUCCCCCUCAGGGAUGUCACUUCAACAUGCCCCUCUGAUGUACUGGCAUCCUUUGAUGGUGCAAGUCCUUCAAAUGAAGCCAGCCAAAGUCGAAGAUGGGACCUUGCGGGCCACUUUGCUCUCUUCCAUCUUCCGGCGGUGGCAGUUACGGUUACGCUUCUCUGCCUAUACGCUUCGGAAUUCCACUGGCCUUAUGGUCAUCCUACUGCCGAGGAGCUCGCGGCCCUUCAAUUUGCUGCAAAGGGGCACGAGGCUUUAAUUCUCAUCUCCUUGACGGAUGUUUUACUAUCCAAGAUCUCCUACGGCCUUUUGAACAGCAAUGUCGGUGUCCCGCUCGGUUUCAUCUCUUCGCCCUUCUAUCUGGGUUCUCCAAUAAGAUAUCUUUUCAGCUCAGAACUGUGGUCCGCUAUACGACACUCUGUCACGAGGCGAGUUUUUCCGAAAACGACGGGGCUUGUCAUCCUCAUCACCGCUUUGCUUUGUAUUGCGGCGAAUCCGUUGUCCGCCAUCGCAAUGAUCCCACGUGAGAUAUGGCGAAGCUUCCCAAAAGCCGAUCCUGGUCACUCAUUGGAGAUUGUGUGUUAUGUCGAUGAGAGACUUUACGAGUUGGAUCUUGAUUCUCAACAUGUUCCCGAGCCUCACCAUUCCACAAAGACCUCGACCUGCACAAAUGCCAGAUGCCCAGGUAGCAGGCGACAACUGCACUAUCUAUCCAACAUCAUGGACCCUUCUCAGUCCGAUAGUCCGGGAAACCUCGCAAGGUAUAAGCUACAGAACGUCACAUACACGUAUUACGACAUAUCGUCCACCUCUCGGCCUCUCUCACUCUCAAUCAUUGACCGUUCGGAAACCAAGUCCAAUCUGAUCGGUUAUGACCCGCCCAAUGGCGAUUUUGCCGUUGCGACAUGCCCCAUGGCUUUCCUAGCGAACUAUUUCGACUCAGGGGGUGGGAUCAAGGAUGUGAACUCAGAUUGGCCUCAGUGGCUCGUAGAGACGAAACAAAUGGAUGUGAACGGCACGAUACGCAAAUGGAAACAGCCUCUUGUUCUUGUCAACUGCCAUGCAGAACACCUCGAGGGAAAUAUUGUGUCGAUGGAUUUCGACUCCGAACUUUUGAACGAGACGGUCACCCUCGAUACUGAACACAAUGGCGAUCUGAGGGAGCUAGUCAACGAGAUUAGAAGGCCAUCAGGUACUAGCGGAUAUCGCGUUUCAGCCUUCGGGACCAACACAAGUGCACCUAUUAGCGGGAGCAUCAUCUUUGCCACACGUGGCACUGCCGUCGGAACCGAGGGCGAGGCUGCGGAUGGCAUUGAUGUCAGUCUCUGCCUCAUUUCCGCGCACUGGGUAGAGGCAGAUGUCUGGAUAGAGUCAAUCACAUCUGGUAUCGUCCAGAGUCACUUGGAAACGUCCAUUGAGGGGCUCCUUGAUCAUAUUGGAGACUCUUCUACGAGUACACCCCUAAUCAAAAUGAGGAAGGGGUGGCUGGCCGGUAUCGAUACUCGCAUAGACAUGGCAUCAGACUCGGCGUAUCGACUCAUGUUGAGUUACUGCCUCGAAGAGGGGUCCUCCUUUCCCUUCCUUCACGACUGUCUCUCCCUUGCCCUCGCUACUCACAUCACUGACGCUUUGUCACAGCCCUCAAGUUUUGAUGGUAUGCCGAUUGUUAAUCUUGUCGAGAUGCCAUCAACUGGCGAGAUCACAGUUAUUGAUCACUCAUCUUGGGGGAAAGCAUUCACUUAUACCUUUAAGAACAGCCGCACUAUUCCUCUAGCUUUUUCUGCCCUUUUGCUUCAUGUUUCGAUCGUUCUUGUACACCUCGCAUUUGCUCUUCAUUCUCAGUAUCCAUAUUACAAGACGAGCUGGGGAACCUUUGGGGAGAUGUUUAUUCUUGCUCUGCGCUCGAGUCCAGAAGGGACAACAAGUGGCUCUAAGGCAGAAGUCGCGGUCUCUCAAAUGUGGAGGGAAACAGCUACGGUACGCUCGAUGGCUGGUGAUGGACGGGUGCAGAUUUUCCUGGGGGAGAGUAAAAAGGAUGCCACACAACCUGAGGGGUCUGAGGGAGAUGGCACAGGAGAUAAUUCUUCGAGACUCUAG
Messenger RNA from Fusarium vanettenii 77-13-4, 2295 nucleotides. RefSeq lists its product as uncharacterized. Bases 1 to 2295 code for a protein of 764 amino acids. NCBI's taxonomy places the organism in Eukaryota, Fungi, Ascomycota, Sordariomycetes, Hypocreales, Nectriaceae. The record is from RefSeq and is a predicted model, not a curated record. The transcript has 2 exons.